This is a messenger RNA of Cylindrotheca closterium, 2934 nucleotides long. The record is from the annotation of a GenBank genome assembly. Lineage: Eukaryota; Bacillariophyta; Bacillariophyceae; Bacillariales; Bacillariaceae.
AUGGGUUCUUGUCAAAGCUCCAAUGUCGCAGCCACUGCGAAAUCGUCGUCAUUAAUACGACCAACUGUAGCUGCCAGUGAGCCUUCAGCUCUGAAUGCUAAAAAGCAGGUGACCGAGGCCCAAAAGCAUUCAAAUAUGGAAUCGAAAGCAAGCACAGAUGCCGAUUUGUCCCGUCAUUCAAUAGAUGACGAAUCGAUAAAGUCUUUCACCUCAAAUCGAUCAGCUCAGAAGCUUGGCUACUCAUCUGGAGGAUCAACGCCAGACGAUUCUUCUGUUGGUUCUGCUGCUUCUGCAAAACGGAAUCCGAAGACGUUAGGUCACUCUUCUAGUAUCAUCGGCCUGGACUCAAUGAUUGAAAACAGGCGUGAAGAUGGCGAUAUUAGAACAAAUGUAGUGCAUAUGGAAGUGCCUUUCGGAAAACCGAUCGAAGAAGUUUAUGAUGGGGUCCAUACUGGACCUGUUCUGGGUUCUGGCAUCUCUGGAAUGGUAAGGCUUGUCACGCAUAAGAAAACCGGACACAAGUACGCUGUCAAAUGCUUGGACCUCGGUUUAGUCGACACGGAAGAAGGGCUUGCACAGCUUAGGGAAGAAAUAUUCAUCAUGUGCCAGUUGGACCAUCCAAAUAUAGUGCGCUUGGAAGAGGUGUACGAAAGUCACACUGAAAUAUACCUUGUACAGGAACUUUGUGUCGGAGGCGAAUUAUUUGAUCGCCUCGAUGAACAACCAGACUAUCACUAUACAGAGGCUGAGUGUGCUCGACUUGUCAAGCAAAUGCUCUGUGCUGUGCGGUAUUUGCACUCCAAAGGCAUUAUCCAUCGCGACCUGAAGCUCGAAAACUUUCUUUUUUCCUCGAAUGCUAAGGAUUCGGAACUAAAGAUGAUCGAUUUUGGAUUGAGCAAGCAUUUUCGAUACGGUGAAAUGCAACACGAAGCUGUUGGAACUCCUUAUACAGUGGCGCCUGAAGUGAUUCGUGGCUCUUAUGAUGAAAGAUGCGACAUUUGGGCUAUUGGUGUCAUUUCUUUCCUCUUGCUGAGUGGAGAACCUCCUUUUGGAGGUUGUGGUGGCCCAGAACCGCUAAUGACUGUUCGGUCAAAUAUUCUUCGUGGAAACUUUGAUUUUCAACCUGCGGACGUUUGGGGUCUCGUAAGUCAAAAGGCAAGGCAGUUCAUUUCUGCCCUGCUCGUAAUCGAUCCGAAGGCACGUCCUACCGCCAGAGAAGCACAAAAGCAUGCCUGGCUUAGAGAGUGGGCAAGCAGAAAUCGCACAGACGACGACAACGUUUUGAAUCCAAACGUAGUUAAAGCAUUGGUGAAUUUUAAGGAAUUCUCGGACAUGCGGAAGCUGCUGUGCGAAGUUUUGAGUUUUACCCUUUUACCUGAUCAGAUAAAGGAUUUGCGGAAGGAGUUUGAGAAAAUGGACACGGACGGAUCUGGUGAGAUUUCACUGGCGGCAUUAAAGCAGGUCUUGGUCACAAAUGCAAGCGAAGGAUCACUUGGCGCCCUCACAGAAGAGGAGGUAGAAGAUGUAUUCAAUGCAAUGAGAGUGAAGAAAACGGAGACACGAAUUCAUUGGCAUGAAUUCAUUGCGGCGGGACUUUCCCAAUGCCAAGUUGAUGAUCGUAAUCUUCGUCUGGCUUUCGAUCGACUUGAUAGUGAUCACAAGGGGUAUGUAACUUUGGACGAUAUCAUGAACUUGGUUGGAAACGAUUCGCAUGUCUCAGAGGAAAAUAUGCGAAAAAUGUGGGGUGACAGUGUCAGAGCUAUCAACUCGUCUGAAGCGCAAAUAUCUUAUGACGAAUUCUUGUUGCUCAUGAAAGGCCAAACACGAGAAAGUAUCGAGGGGGAGGAAUCAGGGCCAAAAGAAAGGCUAUCAGAUCCGAUGCGCGAAAGCGGAAACAAUGAUCCGAAUAUCAUUUUUCCGAAGUCCAAUGACGCUAGCCUACAUGAUGACAUUGCCGCAACUCAUUCUUCUACGCUUCCGUUUGUAACCCCUCUCUUUCCACAACCAGAUGCGAUUAUGAAGGAUAGCUUUGGACCCCUAUCCAUGGACACUGAGAGCAUUCAUGAACCAUUGGACCCUGUUGACCGUUCGGUCGAAAGGGGAAUCAUCAAAGUCCCUUCCUCUAACAUCAGCAACCCUUCACGACAGAGUACAGUCGUGCACGGUAUACAAGAGAACCCUGGAGACCUUCCAACCAUUCCACUGCCAAAACCUGGUCACUAUGUUCGGAAACGUUCCCGUUCAUUCGAUGACAAUGAAAUGAAAAAUUCGAAGUACAAUAAAGAUGUUCAAUUGUUGUCGGUGAAUGCGCGUCGCGCCGUUGCUCUUCCGGAAGUUAAUUCGGAUUUCAACGACGAAACUCGUAGUGCGUUACAAGUGAAUAGGCAAUUGUAUCGGGCUCACCGUCAGAUGCGCUUGGCAGUGACUGAGGCAUCAAAGAGAUUUGAAGAGCAGCAAACACGGCAUGCGAAAAACGUACUCCUAGCCCAGGAGGCAGAAAAAGAAGCUGGUCCAACAAGAAUUGCGGGAUUGGUAAUGCGUCGAGUUGAAAAUAAAACUAUUUCAUCAGAGGCUGUGAAGAAACUUCUGGAGGAGAACCGCCGAGAGCAACAGUCGUUGAUGGAGGUAGCCAGUAAACGUGGUGGUCGAGGCAGACGGACACGGAAGAAAACGAUUUCGGAUAUGAGUGGAAUGAUGGGAUCGCUAUCGCAAGAUGAUCUCAAGAAAAUUCUGCCAGAAGCUUCUGCAGCAAAUGCUUUGUCGUCGCUCCCAGAGCUUGAUUCACAGGAGCAGUUGAACGAUCUUGUUCGCGGGGCAACCGUUCCAGGCGAGUUCAAGAAAGUUAGAGACCCUUUCGGUGUUCAUGGAAAAUAUGGCAUUGUCGGGGAGCAGAAUGCUUUUGUAGAAAAUGAGGGUGAAGUAUACUGGCUGUGA